Molecule: messenger RNA, 1521 nt
Organism: Ornithodoros turicata
Lineage: Eukaryota; Metazoa; Arthropoda; Arachnida; Ixodida; Argasidae
Product: large ribosomal subunit protein uL4-like
Exons: 9
Coding region: 105-1475 (456 amino acids)
Biological process (GO): translation
Cellular component (GO): cytosolic large ribosomal subunit; ribosome
Molecular function (GO): RNA binding; structural constituent of ribosome
Source: RefSeq, a predicted model, not a curated record
GUCAACCCUCUUCCGGUUCCUGUUUGUAUCUUUUCGCCCUUUUUCUACAGCGAGUCGCCAUCGAGGCUGUCGCUGGCUGAUAGUUGUAACUUAACUUAGCAAAAAUGCGUUACACGGUGCACCGUCCAUUGGUGACCGUCUACACCGAGAAAAAUGAGGUGGGAGACGCGUCGGUCGCUUUGCCUGCAGUCUUCAAGGCACCCAUACGACCUGACAUUGUCAACUUUGUUCACAUGAACAUGGCAAAGAACAGGAGGCACCCCUAUGCUGUGUCUAAAGAAGCAGGCCACCAGACUUCGGCUGAGUCUUGGGGCACCGGACGAGCUGUGGCCCGUAUUCCGCGUGUUCGCGGCGGAGGCACUCACCGUUCCGGUCAGGGUGCCUUUGGCAACAUGUGCCGCGGUGGCCGCAUGUUUGCCCCGACCAAAGUGUACCGUCGUUGGCACCGCCACAUCAACGUCGGCCAGAAGCGCUAUGCCAUCUGCUCUGCCGUAGCUGCAACGGGCGUGCCUGGCCUUGUCCUUUCCAAGGGACACAAGAUUGAGGAGAUCCCUGAGAUACCACUGGUUGUGACCAGCAAGGUGGAAGAGUUCAAGAAGACCAAGGAGGCUAUGCUUUUCCUCAAGAAGCUCAAAGCAUGGAAGGAUGUAGAGAAGGUGUACAAGUCUCGUCGUCUGCGUGCUGGCAAGGGCAAGAUGAGGAACCGUCGCCGCAUCCAACGCCUUGGCCCACUCGUUGUCUAUGAAAAAGACCAGGGUCUGUCCCGUGCUUUCCGCAACAUCCCAGGUGUGGAGACCCUUCGAGUCGACCAACUGAACCUGCUGAAGGUUGCACCAGGUGGUCACAUUGGACGUUUUGUAAUUUGGACCGAAGGUGCUUUCCGUCAGCUGGACCGUCUCUACGGCUCCUUCAGCAAGCCUUCCAAGACCAAGAAGAACUUCCACCUCCCCAUCCCCAUCAUGACCAACCCAGAUAUCAAUAGGGUUCUCAAGAGUGCCGAGAUCCGACACACGCUCAGGCCUGCAAAGAGGAAGAUUGUCCGCCGAACGCAGCACAAGAACCCGCUGAAGAACAUCAACCUUAUGGUCAAGCUCAACCCAUAUGCAGUGGUCCAACGACGUGCAGCCGUUAUCAACAACACGAGGCGCAAGCUUGAAAAGAGGGCUCUCCUGGCAAAGAAGCGCGGGCUACCACCACCUGAAGUGAAGUUGGCACCGUGGCAACAGGUCCUCAAGAGGUCUUCUGAGGCUCGCAGGGCAGCAGCCAUUAAAAAGAGAGGCGGAAAGCAGAUUCCAGUACAGGAACCGAAGCCGAGGGGUAAGCUGGCUACCAAGCGUAGGGUCAAGGCAAGGAUCCAGGCUUACAAGGAAGGAAAGAUCCCUUCAAAGAAGAAGGUAGAGGCACCAGCUAAGGGCAAGUCUGCCCCUGCAGCGAAGGCAACCCCAGCUAAAAAGGCUCAGACUGUCAAGAAAUGAGCUUCGGUGUAGCGGGUUGCUCAUGGAAAUAAAAUGUUGAAAUGAA